Messenger RNA from Ogataea philodendri, 822 nucleotides. RefSeq lists its product as uncharacterized. The coding region runs from base 1 to 822 and encodes 273 amino acids. NCBI's taxonomy places the organism in Eukaryota, Fungi, Ascomycota, Pichiomycetes, Pichiales, Pichiaceae. The transcript has a single exon. The record is from RefSeq and is a predicted model, not a curated record.
AUGUCUAAACAUAACAAGCCGACUACACAGGCAGAAAUUCUCGAACGACGCAGGAACAGGUUCAAGCAGGACCAGCAGAAAAUUGAUCGAGAAAAGAGUAACGAGUUUGGACUCGUCAGCCGCGGAGAGGACUUGCGAUUGCAGCAGAAUCACUCCGAUAGAGAAAAGUUAUACAAGAAGAUCUGCCAUAACCUCGAAACAGGUGCCAACAACGACUCUAUUCUUCUUGAUUUCCGUAAGCUCCGCGAAAGCUUGCUUGCAUUGAAGCACUCCGAGUUUGCAAAGACUGUGUUUGUGGCGUCAAUCGACUUCUCUGCGUCCAUAGGCCACCACCAGUCGUAUGUCCCCAGCAUAAUGCAUUUGAUUCAAGCGGAGAAGACCAAUUCUUUUAUGAAUAAAACUGAGCGCACGCGUGUUCUGGUUCUGCUUGCCCUCCAUAAGGCACAUUUCAACAAGGAGUACGAACAGGCGUUCAGCAUUCUGCUACAGAACUUUGAACUAUCACCAAACUUUCAGAGCCCCAAGAAAUCCGACCAGGACCAGGCAUAUUUUGCAUGCUACGCAGCUUUGACGAACGACUUCCAGCUCUGGUGGCCAUGCUACCGCCAACUGGCCGAACAGAAGACCUACAAGGGGGUACUGGACCUGGAGAUCCAUCAGUUUCGCCAAAAAGCCAUCAGCACCGUCAAUUGCACGUAUUACGUUCUGAAAAAGAACACACUCGAGGACCUGCUCCACAUCUCCUGGGAAGACCUCCAGAGCUCCUUCUCCACCAACUGGUCGCUCCAAAACGACACCGUCACGAUCCGCAAAAGAAAAUAG